UUUUCCUGGCUUCUGUCCAGCCUGUAAUCUUUCCCACAUGUUCUUUUUUUUGGUUUUCCUUCUUUCACUCCCCAUAAAAGCUCACAGUUUCCUUACCUCCCUCCAUCCUCACACAACCCCCUUCUCCACUUCGCCACACACAGUCCUUGCACUGCUUCAAAACACACACACAUACACACACCUCUGCAUGGACACUGUGCUCUGGUCUUCAACGCAGCAAAACAAAGCCAGGCUGUAGGCAUCAUACUUUGCAAGAUGAAGAACAAGGGAUACGUCAUUGCUAGGUUUAGUGUCUUCCAACCAUGGCAGCUGAGAAAGUGGGACCUCGUGGUGCUCCUUUAUGCCGCAGUGUGCUGCUCGGUGAUCUCCACUGUGAAUGGAUGUAAUAAAGCCCUCUGUGCAAGUGAUGUCAGCAAAUGUCUCUUACAGGAGCUCUGCCAAUGCCAGAUGAAGGAUGGAAACUGUCCUUGUUGUCAGGACUGUGCGCUGUGCCUGGACAGCCUGUGGGAGCAGUGUUGUGACUGCGUUGGAUUAUGCACUGAGGAUAAGAAAGGUCGGAGGCAUUCGGCUCGAAGGAGUUCACUGGAGGAGCUCCCUGUCCCUGUCCCCUCCCUGUUCCGAGCUCUCAGUGGGGUCCAGGAAGGAGAAUUCCGCCAUGGGUGGAGUUCUCACUCACUGCCAGUGUCUGAAGAACUUGGUCAAAAAUCACACACGGACCACAUCCUUCUUGGGGAUCAUUCAGUUGUGGCUACUCCCACUAUGGUGAAUAUGUCUGCUGUCUGCACAGUGAUGUACUUUAACCCCUGCAUGUCUAUGAGACGUUGCCACCAGUCCUGUGAAUCUGUUGGGUCCCCAAGGUAUCGAUGGUUUCACAACGGCUGCUGUCAGUGUGUGGGACCUGACUGCUAUGGAUAUGGGAGCAAAGAAGCAAUGUGCCAGCAGUGCCGCCCGUAGAGUCAGAAGCGAUGGAGCAAUAUUAUUAACAAUCAAUUAAAAAAAAUAUGGAAACACUGGUUAGGGGGGU
This is a messenger RNA of Spea bombifrons (plains spadefoot toad), 1024 nucleotides long. RefSeq names its product twisted gastrulation protein homolog 1-A-like. Gene Ontology annotation, biological process: regulation of BMP signaling pathway. The transcript is spliced from 5 exons. The record is from RefSeq and is a predicted model, not a curated record. NCBI's taxonomy places the organism in Eukaryota, Metazoa, Chordata, Amphibia, Anura, Pelobatidae. The coding region runs from base 256 to 954 and encodes 232 amino acids.